Helianthus annuus (common sunflower) is the source of this 1205-nucleotide messenger RNA. Its product is annotated as haloacid dehalogenase-like hydrolase domain-containing protein 3. The transcript is spliced from 6 exons. Bases 104 to 922 code for a protein of 272 amino acids. NCBI's taxonomy places the organism in Eukaryota, Viridiplantae, Streptophyta, Magnoliopsida, Asterales, Asteraceae. The record is from RefSeq and is a predicted model, not a curated record.
GUUCGAAACAACACAAACAAAAAUUCUCCCUGAAAUAACCAACUACAAAAUCAUCUUCAUUUCAUUUCAUAAAACUCAAAUGAACUUUACACAAUUAUAAUCAAUGUCGAUUCGCAUAACAAAAUUCAGUCGCAUCCUUAAAACGAUCCGAACAACACCGUAUCCGGGUCGGGUUUCGGGUCAUGGGCACCGCAAUUACUCAUCCGCAGUAGCGUCCCUUGAAACGGAGCCGGAUUCUUACGAAAGUUACAGGAAAUCGAUGAAUGGUGGAAUCACGCAUAAAGCUCUGUUGGUUGAUGCUGUUGGUACUCUCGUUGUUCCCUCUCAGCCUAUGGCUCAGAUUUAUAGGAAGAUUGGGGAGAAAUAUGGAGUGAGUUUUAGUGAAGAUGAGAUAUUGAGGAGGUACAGGAGAGCUUAUGAGCAGCCGUGGGGAAGAUCUCGGAUCAGAUACGUAGAUGAUGGAAGGCCUUUCUGGCAACAUAUAGUUAGUUCAUCAACGGGCUGUUCUGAUUCUCAAUAUUUUGAGGAGCUUUAUAACUAUUAUACCACAGAAAAGGCAUGGCAUCUCUGUGAUCCAAAUGCUGAGAAAGUGUUCAAGGCUCUGAAAAAGGCAGGUGUAAAGCUGGCAAUCGUCUCAAAUUUUGACACGCGAUUGAGACCUCUGCUGCGCGCUCUCAACUGUGAUCACUGGUUCGAUGCUUUGGCCGUUUCAGCGGAAGUUGCAGCAGAGAAACCGAAUCCUAUGAUAUUCCUAAAAGCAUGCGAGUUGUUAGGAGUAGAAGCCGAGGAUGCAGUCCACGUAGGCGAUGACCGGAGGAACGAUAUAUGGGGCGCCCGUGAUGCUGGCUGUGACGCUUGGUUAUGGGGCAGUGAUGUGCAUUCCUUCAAGGAGAUUGCAGAAAGGAUUGGAGUUGAGGUAUGAAGGAAGCCGAACCGCCUGACUUGAUGAAAUAACGUUUCCCUUGUAAAUUAGGUUUUCGCGUACUGAAAUACAGUAGUGUGGUAUUGUAUCGUCUUAUGUUUAUGGUUAUGGUAUAAUAUGUUAUACCAUGAUUAUAAAUAUAAACAAUAGAUACGAUACGACUGCUUUAUUCAAUACUUUUUAUAUGUUGUUAUGUUUGUUCAUCACUUGUAUAUAUUACCUACUUUUUGUAUGCAACUAUUUACGACACUUAAAAUAAUAUAUAUGUCGUGGGAAAUGAUAA